UCCCCUAUGGUUACGUUUAUAUUAGAACUUGCACUCAUUACAUUAAAACGGUAAUAAUGCAUCUGAUGUAAUUCUCUUCUGUCUCUCCGCACAAAAGCAGCUGCUCUAAAUAAGCCCGAUGCUACUGGAUGAACGCCAGGCUGCUGUCCGAAGUGUCCAGGCGCGCUGAGGUUGACUGGAGCUGUCCGCGGUGCUGAAGCUCCACCGCGCAAUCCGCUUAUAACAUCCCGUGAGUCGAGCUCUCUCCGCGUUACUGCCGGAGCUCUGCGCGAAGCACCGGGAAAGACGCGGGUAGACCAUAUGCUUACAAGAUCUCACAGGCGUUUUAUUUGACAUUCGAGUGAUUCUCGCUGCAUUGUUAAACACAAGGACAAAUUGUAGUGUGUUCCGAGGAGUCGUUUCAGUAUGUGCGUAAGGAUCGAGCUCCGAACGAACUGGCUCUUUCUGCUGCUCAUUCUGAGUCUUUCAGUGAUUUACACGCAUUGCCAAGAAGAUGGAACUGUACAAACUCAGAGAGGAGGAGAGUUAGAAUCAGAGAGAGAGUUUGACCCGUUCACCAGCAAACAAGAGCCACCAACUGAUGUCCAGCAGCUCACCACAGAUGCGGUACCAAUCCUCCCCAACCUAAGACUGCUCAAACUCCACUCAGCUCUGCUGACCAAGAGCUUCGAGGGAGAUCAGCAAUUUUUUAAAGAGGCACCCCACACCGUGCCAACAGUCUCUACCUCUACAUCUAACACUGAACAUUCACUUCUGGUGCCUCAGGAGGAUGCUGCAGUCUUCUCAGUCCCUGCGACCACGUUGACCAUGACUGCGGCAACAUCUGUGGAACAAAGAAGGCCCAGUAAAAGCCGUAGUAGAACAUCAGAGAAGAUCAUGGUCACCUCUCGGCCUCUCACAAACCCCACCAUUCCAAUCAGCACUCCCACAAGCACAGGUCAAAAGACAACUCUCAAUACAACAUCAAAGAAAGGCUUCAACAAGGAAAGUACUUUGCCACCACUUUCUCUGUCAACUUCACCUAAGAAAGAAUCACAGACGCCGGAAGGGAAAACCACACCAGGAUAUUUCUCUGAGACCUCUCCAGCUCACUGCGAUAUGAACUUCACAGACGCCGAUGGUUACAUUGAGCUCCCCCCGGAUGUCUCGUUUGAUUCCCACAUUCAUUGCACCUGCCUGGUUACUGUAUAUCUGGGUUAUGGCGUUGAGAUUCAGGUGCUGAACGUGAGUUUGAAUGAUGGGAUGGAGGCGGUUCUAGAGGAUCUGGGCGGACCCGUGGCCUCCAUUCUGGCCAACAACUCCAUGUUAUCCAGAGGUCUAGUGCUGCGGAGCUCUAGUAACCAGAUCUCAGUGCAGUUCAGCAGUGAAUGGCCCACUCAGCCUGGGUUAUUACUUCUGCAGUAUAGAGCCUUUGCUCUGAGUUGUGCAUCCCCGCUGGCUCCUGAAAAUGGUGAAGUAUCAGUCACUGGUCUUCAGGUGGAGAGCGUGGCCUAUUUCUCCUGUCUGAUUGGCUAUCAGCUCCAAGGCCCCUCCUCUCUCACUUGCCGAAAUGCCACCACACCCUACUGGAGCGGCAGAGAGCCCAGGUGUCAAGUUUCUUGUGGGGGGAUGAUGAAAAAUGCCACUCAGGGUCGUAUCGUCUCUCCGGGGUUUCCAGGAAAUUACAGCAACAAUCUGACAUGUCACUGGGUACUGGAGGCCCCUGAGGGCCAACAGCUCCAUGUUCACUUUGAGAAAGUGGCACUGGCUGAGGAUGACGAUAGGCUCCUCAUAAAGGAUGGGAGUAACAUUGACUCUCCACCCCUGUAUGACUCAUAUGCAGUCGAGUAUCUGCCCACUGAGGGGGUCACCAGCACCGGCAGACAUCUUUUUGUGGAAUUCACCAGUGACGAGACGGGCACAUGCACUGGCGCUGCCAUCCGAUAUGAAGCAUUCGCUCAGGGCAGCUGUUUUGAGCCGUUUGUGAAGUAUGGAAAUUUCUCCACAAGUGAUCCCACUUUUGGAGUUGGUUCUGUGGUGGAGUUCACCUGUGAGCCCGGUUAUACGCUGGAGCAGGGUGCCAUUAUUUUAGAGUGCGUAAACGAUGAAAAUCCACAAUGGAAUGAGACAGAACCAGCUUGCAGAGCCGUAUGCAGUGGUGAAAUAACAGAUUCAGCAGGAGUGGUGCUGUCUCCAAACUGGCCUGAAGCGUAUGACAAAGGCCAGGAUUGUAUCUGGGGUCUACAUGUGGAAGAGGACAAGAGAUUUAUGCUGGAUGUCCAGGUUCUCCGUCUGGGGAAGAAUGACUUGUUGACCUUUUAUGACGGUGAUGACCUCACAGCCAACAUCCUGGGCCAGUACAGCGGAUUUCUUCCACGAUUUAGACUCUACACCUCUUCAGCCGACGUGACCAUCCAGUUUCAAUCUGAUCCAGCUUCUAACGUCUACGGAUACAACAAUGGCUUUGUAGUGCAUUUCUUUGAAGUGCCACGUAACGACACGUGCGCAGAGCUGCCAGAAAUCCCUAAUGGCUGGAAGAGCACAUCUCAUCCUGAUCUGACCCAUGGCACCGUUAUUACCUACCAGUGUUACCCAGGCUUCCGUCUGCAGGGCUCAGAGAUCCUGAUGUGCCAGUGGGAUUUGACAUGGAGUGGAGACGUCCCCGUCUGUGAAAAAAUUAUGUCAUGUGAGGAUCCAGGACUAGUAGACAACAGCCGUAGACUGGUGACCGGCUCUCGUUUCGCUGUGGGAUCAUCCGUAGAGUACAUUUGCAACAAAGGAUACUCACUUUCUGGCCCAGGAGUGCUCACCUGCUACAGCAGAGAUACUGCAGACCCAAAGUGGAGUGAAAGACUGCCCAAAUGUGUCCCUGAAAGAUAUGAACCCUGCGGUAACCCUGGCGCCCCUUCCACGGCCAUCCAAAGCUCAGAGAAAGCAUUCUUCCAGGCAGGAGAGACUCUGAGCUUCACCUGCCGUACAGGUUAUGUGCUUCAGGGUGAACCCACUAUCCACUGCCUCCCUGGACAUCCCUCUCAAUGGAGCGGAGCGCCCCCUAUGUGCAGGGCUUCGACAAGAAACACCGAGGAGCACAGAUUGAACGCUGUUGAUUCAGAGUUCGACGUGGAGGGGGUCAACAUCGCCAUCGCGGUUCUGAUUCCCGUAGCUGUUGUGCUGAUGCUCCUUUUAGUCGUUUUCCUGUGCAUCUCCAUAGCUCAAAGCAAGACUUUUCAGUUUCCCGGGUUGUCGUCUCCUCCGUAUGACAACAUGACAGAAGAAUCUGCGUUUGACAACCCUGUGUAUGAGACUGGAGUAAGUAUGGAUGCCAUGAACCUCAGAGAUGUGGGCUCUCACAACACUAUCGUCCUGUCCUGAUCAACCUCGCCUGCCAUUCUGUCAUUCCACCUGUCUCAGUUAUGACAUCGACUUGGUCUGGAUUGUGCAAAUAAAUAGAGAGAAAUGCAUUUAUUGGCCAUUAUUUAUAAUGCAAUGUUGCUGUAUCAGUACCAUGUAAUGGCGCUAGUAAAGAAUUAAGGAGAAGAUACAACAAAACUCACUUUAAAAUUUAGUGCAUAAACUCUUAAGACUUCAGAAAAUAUCUUAAGAAAUGCAAUGUGUUUUUUUGUUUUAAUAUUUCAAGUUCAAGUAAUGCUGCUGUAUAUUUAUAACAUACAAAGGGUUAGAAUAAUUUACGUCUACUUUGGGUCUCAUGAAAACAUUCAUUUUAGAUGUAAAAACCCAUUUAGGCUCGAGGCUGUGGGUCAUCGAUAUCUAGAACUCGGCAGAUGGUGCGUGUGUCUCAAUUUAUCCUCUUCAUGUUCUCUUACUGGAUGUUCUUACUAAUAUAAGAGGACCUCAUAUUAACCAAAAAAUCAUUUUGUAUUCACCAAGUUACCAAGUCACUGAAAUCUGCUGAAUGUGAAAAAUGUGAAAUAUCUGUUGAAUGUGAAAAACUGGCCAAAAUCCACUCGAAUGAUCAUACAAUUAAUAUUGUUAAGUUAAAUUAUAUUUCACAGGACUCAUGUUUGUGUUUCGGGUGAUUUAUGUUCACACGUUCAUCAUUUGUGUUUCAUGUUUUCGUAAAUUUCCUCUCUUUUGAUUGGAAUAAUAAAAUGUGAAUAAAGCUCUUGAAUUAGCUUGCAUGUUAUGAAUUAAUAAACUUAAGUUACGCUACCAUUCAGAAAUGAAGUUUUUUUUAUGUGAAAGAAGUAGUGAUUCUCAGCAAGGAUGCAUUCAAUAGAUCAAAAAUUACAACGUUACAAAACUGCAUAAUGGUUUCCACAAAUAUAUUAAGCAGCAAUACACUGAUAAAAAUACAAAGAAAUUACCAAAUCAUAUUGUUGCAUAUUCAAACGAUUUCUGAAGUGAUUUCUGAUUGUGAAUUGUGAUUUCUGAUGUGACACUGAAGACUGAAAUAAAGGGUCAAUGAAAGUUCAGCUUUGCCUAACAGAAAUAAAAUACAUUUUAAAAUAUAUGUAAAAAGAAAACAGACGUUUUAAAUUGUAAUUAGUUUCUGCUUUUUUUUUUUCGUUUUACUUUAUUUUGGAUAAAAUCAAAGCAGCC
Molecule: messenger RNA, 4539 nt
Organism: Puntigrus tetrazona (Sumatra barb)
Lineage: Eukaryota; Metazoa; Chordata; Actinopteri; Cypriniformes; Cyprinidae
Gene: sez6a
Product: seizure related 6 homolog a
Exons: 16
Coding region: 406-3351 (981 amino acids)
Biological process (GO): synapse maturation; regulation of dendrite development
Cellular component (GO): endoplasmic reticulum; dendritic spine; neuronal cell body
Source: RefSeq, a predicted model, not a curated record